UAUGUAGACAUAAGCACACAUGGCACCAUCGAGGUGCGGGAUGUUUACUUUCUACACGAGUUAUUUUUCAGUUUCGUCCUAAGAACAGAUUGUAGUGGUAAAAUAAAAAGGGAUUUUUUUUUUUGUGCCAUUAAGGCUAAAUUGAAUUCUAAACGUCACCCCGGUCAAAACGGGCUCUGCGAUGGGCCUGCGCUGGUGUUCCAGUUUAGCCAACGUUCUUUUGCAAUUUUCAGCCUUGGGUGAAUUUCGACUUGUUCUAUUGUCCAGCCUACCCCUGCACUUUUAAGACAGUCCCAUAGCCGCAAGUGCAUAAUAUUCCCCAUUGACAGCCAACGUAAAGUCACUUUUUGAAAACGGAGAAAAUAAAGGUUAUACCUUGCGCUCUACCAUCGGAAUUAAGAUAUCUCUAGGACCUUCAGUUGAAGAUGUAUUGACGAGCAAACUCCGAAUAUCUAACCACUAUCCAAACUGGAAACAAACCUACUGCGGUGAAUCUCGGCUGACAUUAACUGGAAAACUACGCUAGGUUAGCGUAGCUGUUUGAAAAUGAUACCAACAAAGGUGAGAUGGUGUCGGCAAGAGCAACUAGCUAGUAAUUAUUGUAAUGAAACAGCAGGUCGUUACAUUAUAUUAAAAAGUAACGUGUUACUUAGUCAACAUGUUAUUUGUUUAAAUUAUUAUUAUCUAGCAGUUGCUCUUACCGACACCAUGUCCCAUCCUUAGCUAGUUAGCCAUGUGAAAAAACAAAUAAAUUUUCAUUUGCUAGGAUUCAGGAAGCCAACCUAGCUUGCAGUUAGAACCAACUAAAGUUAGCUAGUAACUGUAGCUAGCUACGUGUCUCUGUAUAAGCGCGUCAGCUAAUUACUCAAAUGUAAUGUGAACGUUGGCUAGCAGUGACCAACCAAGACCGGUGAAUCUAACACGUCAGUUUAAUGUCAGGGGCGUUAGCUUGCUUGCUAGCUAACUGUUUUCUUUUCAGCUGAGUAAGAAGGACCCAACCCCUCAGCUCAUCCCAGUCAAACAAGUUUAUUUGGCUUGACGACCCUGGAUCAGAGCUGUGUUGAAACGCACCAGAACAAUCGCUUCGACGAAAAUAACGUUAACGCAAGGUAUUGCGUUUUAGUCAGCUAGCUUGUUGAAGCUUAGCAAGAAAAGUGCACGUUUCAGAAAUGGCAACAGCCGGAACAGUUCAUUCAGGUCCAGCGAGUUCAACUGUAGGCUCAACUGGGACUCAGAAGAUAGCUUCUUUAGAGGUUCUAGGGUCCUCAGGCUCGUCUCAAACUAUAAAGAAGACUAUUGGCCACCGUGGGCUUGACCCCACUGGGGAGACCACCUACAAGAAGACUACCUCGUCUGCCCUGAAAGGUGCCAUCCAGUUGGGCAUCACACACACAGUGGGCAGCCUGAGCCAAAAACCUGAGAGAGAUGUACUCAUGCAGGACUUUGAAGUGGUGGAGAGCAUCUUUUUCCCCAGUGAGGGCAGUAACCUGACCCCAGCCCACCACUACAGUGACUUCAGGUUCAAGACCUACGCUCCCAUCGCCUUCCGCUACUUCAGGGAGAUGUUUGGUAUCCGACCAGACGAUUACCUGUACUCGCUGUGUAACGAGGAACUGAUUGAGCUGUCCAACUCUGGAGCCAGCGGAUCUCUGUUCUACGUCUCCAGCGAUGACGAGUUCAUCAUUAAGACUGUGCAGCACAAAGAGGCUGAGUUCUUACAGAAACUAUUGCCUGGCUACUUCAUGAACCUGAACCAGAACAAGCGAACCUUGCUGCCAAAGUUCUACGGUCUCUACUGCAUCCAGGCAGGGGGAAAGAACAUCCGCAUUGUUGUCAUGAACAACCUGCUCCCGCGCGCCGUGCGCAUGCACCUCAAGUACGACAUGAAGGGCUCCACCUAUAAGAGACGAGCCUCAGCCAAGGAGCGAGAAAGGGCUGUGCCCACGUUCAAGGAUCUGGACUUCAUCCAGGACCUUCCCGAUGGUCUUCUGUUGGAACCAGACAAUUACAACGCCCUCAGCAAGACCAUCCAGAGAGACUGCCUGCUGCUACAGAGCUUUAAGAUCAUGGACUACAGCAUGCUGGUGGGGAUCCACAACCUGGAGCAGGCGGCCCGGGAGCGGGCUGGAGAGGUGGCCGACCAGAGGCCCCCACCGUCUCAGGGCCAAAAGUCCCUCUACUGCACUGCCAUAGAGGCCAUCCAAGGAGAGGCGCACGGCAAGGGAGCAGUGGACACUGAGGACAACAUGGGAGGUAUUCCAGCACGCAAUUCCAAGGGCAAGAGGAUGCUGGUGUACAUUGGUAUAAUCGACAUUCUGCAGUCCUACAGGUUUGUGAAGAAGAUCGAGCACUCCUGGAAAGCUCUGGUCCAUGAUGGGGAUACAGUGUCAGUGCACAGACCAGGUUUCUACGCUGACCGCUUUCAGAAAUUCAUGUGCAACACAGUCUUCAAGAAGAUUCCAUUGAAGACAUCCCCAUCAAAGAAGACCCGAGUGGGGACCCAGGGAGGCUUACGGAGGGCCAACACUGCAAGCUCCAGACCCUUUCCAUUCCCCCAGCCCAGCAGUAGCAGCAGCCUAGGAGUCCCACACUCCCAAAGUACAGAGACUGAGGGAGUCAGCGUGGUGCAGUCAGGAUGCCCUGACAUACCACCAAAUACCCCCAUACAUGAUGUUGUCACCAGUAACUCUGUUGAAACAACCCUCUUCAAUUCCUUGUUGGGAAGCUCGAAGCUCGCUACCACAGCUCCCUCCGUCAGAUCUGUGGGAGAGGAGGUCCAUGAGGCAGCCAGUACAGAGGACGCUAGCACCCCCAAAAGUUUUGAAGCAGUGACCUCAGUGUCGUCAGUUGAUGAGUGCAUCGGUGGAUGUGACGUCAUCUCACUCAGUGACAUAGUUCCUCAGACAAGCAGCUGUUAUUGAACAAUUUACUGUGAAAGACUGAAAUGGACUGUAAUGUGAGGACAAUUAGGUCAAAGCAAGUCAAUGGAUGGGAUGAGUGUAAGAUGAAAAACUUUUUGAAGGCCUUAUGAAAGAGAAACAAUGGAAGGAUAAUGCGAUAAUGCGACAGAGGUAAAGGAGGGAAAAAGAAAAGAAAGACUAAGAGGACUACAUUUGGAAUGCUACACACUCCAGAUGCUAUUAUGGGGACCAUACAUCCAAAUUCCAUUGAUGGGAUCCUUCUCGUUUGAUCUUUCCAAACCCUGCACGGGAUUAGGUAGUACUGUGUCACAGUGCAUGGGUGCCUUUUCUAUUAGACCACAGUUGGUGGUGUAUUAGACAAGUACAUCUAAAUUGUAGUUGUUGUGCAUUGCAUCUCCGAACGGGUGCCUCUGUCAGGACCUGCACAUCUCUGAAACUAAGAGACUCCUGGUAUUGUUAUAGUCGAGGCAAUGGUAGACAUGCUACAUUAAUAAGUUGCCUUAUGUAAGAAGAGAAGAGGCUAAACAAGCCUUCACAAAAGUGACCAAAUGGCGUCAAGACUGUUUCUCCCUUUUGUGAUUCAUUCAUCCUGCCUGUGAAUUGGAUUGCUGGAGAUCUUCCAUAUUGAGCUUUCCUGUACUAUACUAUCAUUACGUUAUAUUGGUAUACAUUAUUUUAUUCCAAACUGUGGCACUAUGACAGAAUGCCACUAUUGGUGUUCAGGAGUACUGUUUGAAGAAUUUUUAAUUAAAAAAAAAAAAUCCCUGUGACAUAUUUAGAGUUUUGGCCUUGCUCCACAAGCUCACUGUGAAUGUUACACACCCUGUAUGCUGGAAUGGCUAGAAUGUACAGUGUUUGGUAAACCCAUUAAGAAAGCAAUUUAGGGCAUGAAGCAAGCAGGGCCUAUAGUUUCUGGUGUGUAAAGAUGGGUCUUAGCUAGCGCUUCGUGGCAUGAGACAGUUGGGCUUAUAGAACAACAUUUUACUAUGGAAAAGCACAUAUACAAGGAUCAACAAAUAGUUUCUCAACAGGAUUAUUUUUAGGGUAUGAAAGAAUACUUCUAAUGAUCCCCUAUACAUUUUUAUAACUCAUUCCACAACCAGAAUCAAUAUAGAAUGAUUUUACACCGUUAUAAUUCCUAUGUAUAAUCCCUACCUUUUCUAUAACAGGAAGCAGCCACAGCACUUCUGUAGGUGAUACUUGAGGGUUCAGGUGUGGAAUGUUGUCCCCUUUUGAUGUUUCCAUUGAUCCCCCAAUGACGAAGGUGUUAUUUAAAACAAUGACAGGUUCAGCCAUAGAGGUACACUGAACACUAAUAUAAAUGUGACAUGUAAAGUGUUGGUUCCAUGUUUCAUGAGCUGAAAUAAAAGAUCCCUGAAAUUUUCCAUAUGCACAAA
Molecule: messenger RNA, 4318 nt
Organism: Oncorhynchus nerka (sockeye salmon)
Lineage: Eukaryota; Metazoa; Chordata; Actinopteri; Salmoniformes; Salmonidae
Product: phosphatidylinositol 4-phosphate 5-kinase type-1 alpha-like
Exons: 16
Coding region: 1170-2921 (583 amino acids)
Biological process (GO): phosphatidylinositol phosphate biosynthetic process
Cellular component (GO): plasma membrane
Molecular function (GO): 1-phosphatidylinositol-4-phosphate 5-kinase activity
Source: RefSeq, a predicted model, not a curated record